GAACUGAACUGAUCAAUGACGUCCGGACUGAAAGUAAUCAAACAAGGGCAAGUGAAUAAACAACUCUCCAAGGAGGGACGGAAAGUCCACAUUGUCGCGACCUGUCGCAAAGAGAGAGUCCCCUACGUGUGGGACGCAAGAGAGACCGAGCGUCAAGAGCGAAGAGGAAACUGCUGCGUCUGGGACGUGGAGACCAGACCUGGAGAGUUCAACAUCGUACACCCAGUCAGUCACCUUGUACGGAUCAGAAACCUAUUCAAAAUGGGGGGAAAAUCAUCCAAGCCUAAGGUUACACAAUGCAACAGUUUCCCUUUCUUGGAAGACAGAAAUACCAUUGAAACAAUUAAAGAAGCUCACUCCUUCUUCAUUCUACGAGGCCUUCCAGGCAGCGGGAAGUCUACUAUUGCCAAAAAGAUCACAGAAAAGUAUUCGUCGAUUUCUGCCAUCGCUUCUGCGGAUGACUUGGGGAUCGCUCCCCUGGUGGAGGAAUCUGAGGCCGACGGCAGUAGGUACAACAAGUUGGACCAGCAAAUCCAGCAGUAUUUUGAAGAAGAUAGAAAGGUCAUCGUGGUUGAUGACACCCACCAUGAUUCGAACCGCCUGGACUAUCUCUUUGAUCUUGCCAGUGGCAAGGACUACAUUGUCUUCAUUGUUAACCCUGGGACGGAGAGGAGCAACAACCUCCCAUUAUUGGUGAAAUCCAGCCAAUGGAAGUUGUCUCUGGAGAAGCUGCAACUGCUGGAGCCAGCCUUGAAGAAGAGCGUUAUCCCAUUCUUCUUUGGCUGGUUCUUGGUGAAACAGGAUGCGGAGAAGCUGCGCAACAUUGCAAUGGAGUUCUUGGAUCAGCUCAGCAAAAAUGAGACAUUUCUGAAAGAGUUUGUAAAAUAUGUGAAAUGGGAUUCCAACGAGGACUUCAACCUGCAGGAGUAUUUCAAGAAGAAGCCCAGUGUGCUGCAUUGUACAACAAUGUUCUGCGACUAUGGAAAGGUUCCAAAUUCUGAAUCUUAUGCUAGGGCCAAGGUUGUUGAACAAUCCCUUUCGAAGGCCUUUGUCCUGAAGGUUUCGGCAUUGUUUAUCACACCCAGGACAGUGGGAGCCCGUGUUUUGCUGAACGAGCAACAGCAGCAGCUCUGGCCUGAGGUAAAAGAGCAUGAAGAUGCAGAUAGUUCUGGAGAUAAGAUUGAGCUGCCACAUAGCAGCAGAUCCCACAUCACACUGGCAUGUGCUCCUGGAGUGCAGGCAGUUCAGACUGGACUCGAUCUGCUCGAUAUUUUAAAGGCAGAGAAAACAAAAGCCGCCUCUGAAUGUCAAGUCACGUUGGAACAAGGUCAGCUUUGUUGCCUAGGUGAAGGGAGGUGGAUAGUCAACCUGUCCAACGCAAUUGAUGUGAACACCCUUUUCUCUGGGUUUUAUGCAAAAAAAACCACCAUUGAAUGAAAGGGAGUUUAAAAACGAACAAAUUUUAUUUGUGUCAUGAGACACAAAAACUUUUAAGUCAAAAUCUGUGUUACAUUUAAUGUAAUCUCUUCCAAACACAUUAAGAGCCUAUUUUUUAACCGUUGGGCUGGACUUCUCUAAUUUUUUUUUAUAAAAUUGUUUUUGAUCUGUAAUUGUAAUAUUCUGGUAGGUCAUAUGCUUUGCUUUAAGUGUGACCACAUGCCUGGUGUUUAAUUCUAAUGCAAAGAUCAAUUGGUGAUUUAACCAAGGCAAGGCUGCAUUUAUCAGCGAAUGAGUUCUGGGGGCUCCUCCAUGCAAGUUUAGGGGUUCAGGUGGAAGAGGGAGCAUGAGUUUGUCUAUUGUGGCAAUCUAGUCCUACAAAUCAGACAAGCUUUAUGUUAAAAUAAGAACUCUAUGCCCGUUUCCAAGAGAUGGAUAUAGUGUGGAUAUAUGGAUAUAGUUAAGCAUCUUACUGGGCUUUUUUUGUAAGUAUCCAGAAUCACAUUGCCUUUAUUGCUAUCUGGAAUUAAUGAUUCAAUAAAUGAAUUA
Pristis pectinata (smalltooth sawfish) is the source of this 1986-nucleotide messenger RNA. Its product is annotated as 2',3'-cyclic-nucleotide 3'-phosphodiesterase-like. The transcript is spliced from 4 exons. Lineage: Eukaryota; Metazoa; Chordata; Chondrichthyes; Rhinopristiformes; Pristidae. The record is from RefSeq and is a predicted model, not a curated record. Gene Ontology annotation, biological process: cyclic nucleotide catabolic process. Gene Ontology annotation, molecular function: 2',3'-cyclic-nucleotide 3'-phosphodiesterase activity. Bases 16 to 1437 code for a protein of 473 amino acids. Gene Ontology annotation, cellular component: cytoplasm; membrane.